CUGAAUAACUCCUGAGACGCCACACCCCACACCAUCAGUCCUUUCAGCACUCUACUGGGUGACAGUAAAGCUUCCAGAAUCAUCAGUGAAAGAUGAGUGAAAACUGGAACUCUGACCUCCUCAGCUGCUGUGAUGACAUGAAAUCUUGCUGCUACGGUCUCUGGUGCUGCCCCUGUCUUGCCUGCACCGUGUCAGGACUUUUUGGACAGAACCGCUGUCUUCCACUGUGUGACAUUUGCAGCCCUGCUGUGAUGUCUGCUUUUGGGAUACCUCUGUGUGUCCCCCCUGCAGGAUUAGCCCUGCGAGUCGGGAUUAGGCAGAAAUAUGAAAUUAAGGGUUCUCUUUGUAAGGACAUUGCCACAUCCUGCAUCUGUGUGUGGUGCUCCUGGUGCCAGUUGCAUCGGGAAUUGAAGUAUCGCAACCACACCCCUGCUGUCGUGAACCAGCCUAAAAAAUAAAAACAACUGCAGAGGUUUUAUAACUGCUGCUCCACAAUUUGGUUGACAGUGAUCGUCUUUAGUUUAACCAUGUCAAAAUAGCUAAACAGAGUUUUUUAGCUUUAUUGUGGCUAUAAUAAGCAUAUGAUUUAAAUAAAUAAAACAGUCCUGGGCUUUGAACAUCAGGAUUUGCUCGGCUCAAUUUAUGAUAUGAUCCACUUCGUCCUGUGUUAAAGUCUUGGCAAACUUAUUUUUUUUUUUGAUAAGUAAUUUAAUACUGAGAUGAAAGAUGAAGAAUUUUUUUUUUUACUUUUUAAUGGUGGUAUGUUCAUGUUUCUGUUUAUGAUUUAAAUGAAACUUUUUAAAUAUAUGUAACUGACAUAUUAAUAUAACUAAUGAAUGUUUUUUAAAUGUGUGGUCUUUCAAUGCAUUAAAUGGUAAAUAUCUAUAUUUGAUUUUUAUCUGUCUAUAAUUCUAAUUUCAUUUCUUGGAGUAAUUAUUGCUAUUAAAUAAUUAUCCCUGUCAAACAGCAACAAUCACAAUAACCUGGUUUUAAUUCAGUUCAGUUCACAUUUAUUAAACAUUCCUGUGUAAUUUUAAGAUUCCCAAUUAAAGGUUCAUCUUGUUUUAUA
Messenger RNA from Poecilia latipinna (sailfin molly), 1069 nucleotides. Its product is annotated as cornifelin homolog A-like. The transcript is spliced from 4 exons. Bases 93 to 458 code for a protein of 121 amino acids. The record is from RefSeq and is a predicted model, not a curated record. Lineage: Eukaryota; Metazoa; Chordata; Actinopteri; Cyprinodontiformes; Poeciliidae.